CAUGCUAAUUCAGUUUCGUUGAAAGUUCGUUUAAAAAUAAACCAAAACAACAAUAAAAUUGUUUAAAAAAGUAUUUUCAUUAAUUCCCUACCUUUUUCGCCAUAACCAAUCACAUACUCGACAGACAUGAUAGCAGGAGGGCACGGAAAUCAGAAUCCCAAUGAAGAUUGGACAAUGUCAAAAGGAUUCUACAUGUUUUAUAUGCUAGUUGUCGCCGUUUUUCAUCUGAUCUUACUGUCAAUACCAUUUAUCUCAACGCCUAUGGCUUGGACUCUAACAAAUAUUACUCAUAAUCUCGCACAUCUCUAUUUUCUGCACAUUAUUAAAGGUGCCCCUUGGCAAUCGAUAGACUCACAUGAACACAUCAGAGAAACUCAUUGGGAGCAAUUAGACAGCGGCGUUCAUUGGACACUUCAGAGGAAGACACUAAUCUCAAUUCCAAUAAUCCUAUUUUUAUUAACAUGCAUGUACACCAGAAACGAUGAAAUCCACUUUAUAGCCAACUUUAUAUCUCUAAUAGUUUGCAUAAUCCCAAAGAUGCCGUCGUUUCAUCAUCGAAGACUAUUUGGCAUCAACAAAUACUAGACUGCAAUAUGUGAUUAAGUUUUGAAGAAAUCAUAUUUUAUUAAUCCAGUCAGAACAACUUUAGCUGGAUGCUAUCCAAGAAGAAAAACAAAGAUUUGUUUUUUUCUAUAAAUUUC
Molecule: messenger RNA, 701 nt
Organism: Chironomus riparius
Lineage: Eukaryota; Metazoa; Arthropoda; Insecta; Diptera; Chironomidae
Source: the annotation of a GenBank genome assembly